CGGGAACCCCCAAUCCAACAGAUCACAGCCAUGUCAACCCCUCAAGACCUCCGCGACCCUCGCAACUCCGAGGGUGAAGCCUACAGAGAUGACGUCAACCAGCUCAAACUGCUCAAGCGCAGCGCUCUCCACGUUCUCGAAGUAGCAUGCCAAUCAAUCAAGGCCAGCUCCCCCGACGCUUGGAUCCAGGCGCGUCUGCAGCCGAAUUCGUUCUGGAAAUUUGACCUCAACGGGGUGCUCAACGUUCUAGACGACGCAAUCGCGCGCGAUAUCUAUGCCCAACUGCGGCGUCUCUCAUACGUCCACAAGCGCAUUACCCAGAUUCUAAUUAACGCCGACGAGCAGGGGUUCUUCCCCCGCGGGCGAGCCCGCUUCCGGCGCGCCGUCGAGUUCGGCCGCUCGCUAGCGCUCGCCACCCGAACAUUUGCGUACCGGCUGGCUAGAAAGCCCUAUUUCUUCCUGACGAGGCUUGGGAUGGCGAGCUUCGCGAACUUUGACGUCGAGGGCUAUAUGGCUACCAGCGAGUAUGUCGUGCCUGCGGCCCGGGUGUUUUGGCUGGAGAAACGCAUGCGCAGUGGGAUGGAGCUGUAUCCAGCGGAGCGCCGCUACGAGCCGCUGAAUAUGACUAGGCAUGUGUUAGUGCACAAUCUAGAACACAAGGUGUAUGUGGACAUGUUGGCAGGCUUCUGCUACAUGUCGCCUGAAUACCUGGACUUUCUGUCGCUCACGGGCUACCUGACGCUGUCGCGGGUUCGUUUUGGGCUCUUCGUCGAAGACCUUCGGUUUGCGCUUGCACUGCAACCCGAACGUGGUGGCCGACCUGGCCGCGUACCGUCUAUGGAUGUAUUCCCUGUAUGCACUGAGGACGCCUUAGCUCCUGGGUCUGAAAACCGCUCGUGUCCGAUGUGCGCGUUCGACUUCGGUCCCGUUUACUCCCAAGACAACGCCACGGAGCCCGCCGUCAAAACGCCCUGCGGCCACUUCAUCGGCAGACACUGCCUAGAGUCCUGGCUCAGCCACGGCACUUGCCCAGUCUGUCCACAGCCGCUUCUCUCGUUCGAGGAUCAGCUGCCUGUGGCUGCGCGCGAGCCGUACCUAGAGCUGUUGAAUCUCAACGAAUGCACGAACGCGCUUGAUGAGGAGGUGGAUAAAUAUCUGCUCGAGGGGCCGAAAGAGGUCUACGAUGACGAGUUCGGGCAGUUGUUGCAGAGUAUGGAUGAGUUGAGGCAUUGGUUUGCGGAGGCGAAGGUUGCGGUCAUUCACGCCGUUUUAUCCGCCGAUGUUGUUUAUCCUCCAGGACUCGAAGAGGAUUGGUCAUCCGGGGAGGAGUCAUUCGAGGAGUUCGACGCGCAGGAGGAUUCUCCUUAAGUUCCAAAUGACUGGCAAGCCCUGGCGGCUGCGGCAAUAGAAACACAUUGAAGAAAACUACGAAAAGUACAACAGUGGCCUGGCGCAUUAAGAGAAUGUGAAGAGGGAGGAUCCACGCGGAUCUAGAUCUGUUGUUGACUGUGGAAGCGAUGUCCUCAUGCAUGCUCAAGGUUGAGGUAUCAGGCGGACGUGGGUACAAGCUGACGAGACUAGCGGAUCCAUGUAUGUUGGUAACACAAUGUUCAACUUGGCUUGCACCUUCAAUAUUCGCCAACAAGCUGCCAGGUCACCGCGCAAGUCUGCAACAUGUCGUAUUGUCAAUGACUCAUUACUUGAGACUUGAGAAAGAAAGCGAAAGUCCACCCCAGGCUGAAUGUCACGACAGAUUACCGUAAGCGACCACUAUUGUGAAGGAAAUU
Messenger RNA from Trematosphaeria pertusa, 1787 nucleotides. RefSeq lists its product as uncharacterized. Lineage: Eukaryota; Fungi; Ascomycota; Dothideomycetes; Pleosporales; Trematosphaeriaceae. The coding region runs from base 31 to 1368 and encodes 445 amino acids. The record is from RefSeq and is a predicted model, not a curated record. The transcript has a single exon.